AUGCUUAAAAGCCUUAGCGCAAUGCAAGGUGAGAAGGAGGUACCGUUGAGCAAUAAUCAAGGUCCUAUAGAAGAGGGCCGAGUAUCAAACCAGAACAGCGAUCCCAAUAUAACCUCUUCUGCUUCUAUCACUGUUACUCAGUUUCCUGCUAAGAAGCCAACUAGGCAAUGGGCUGCUUGGACGCAUCAAGAAGAGGAAAGUUUCUUCACUGCUCUUCGUCAAGUUGGAAAGAACUUUGCGAAGAUUACUUCUCGUGUCCAAAGCAAAAACAAGGACCAGGUUAGACAUUACUAUUACCGUCUAGUCAGGCGUAUGAACAAGCUUCUGGGUCCGGAGCUGAGUCUGGAUGCUAAAAACCCAAAGGAUACAAAUGCUGCAAUGCUACGAUGGUGGUCGUUACUGGAAAAGUAUAGCUGCAAAGCUUCAAAACUUCACCUUAAACCUCGGAGAUUCAAGCUAUUCUUAGAGGCCUUGGAACACCAAUUGCUAAAAGACCGCAGAAAAAGCACAAGAAAACGGGCUUGCCAUGGAGAAACUUUCUCUUCCGCCAACCUUGGAAAUAUCUCAAGUCAUAGCAGGGAAAGAGGAUUGGAUAACAGUCCCUUUAGAUUGAUUCUUUGCGACAGCCAAAUUGUUAGGCCUGGAAGAGCAUCUACCAAACAUGGUGAAAGCUUAGGUGUUAACCUUGGUGAUGAAAAGGAAGAUUCAGCCGUAGGAAGAAGGCAACGACGAAAGCAAGGUUAUAGAAAAUGGGAAAAGGCUGCAAUAGAUGGGGUCUCUUUGGUUGCUGAUGCUGCAGAACACUUAGAACGAACUUCAAUCGACAAAGAUGUGAAUGGUCAGAAAGAUUUACUAGACUUAGGUCCCAGAAGAAAUUUAACUGGAAAGUCUCCACUUUCCCUAUCCUCUUCUGGUGAGGUUCCUCUCAGUGAUGCCAAUAUGCAGUUAUCUGCCAAGUUGAAACUUCAGUUGUUUCCAAUUGAUGAAUGUACAAGAAGAUCCUUGGAAGAGGGCAAGCACAAUCCGCAUCUGGAACUUACUCUAAGUAAUCGCAAGAAGAUAUCUUCUGUUCUGGAACAUCUCAAUCGCAAAUGGGGAAGUUCAAGUUGUGCAUGUGGAGAGCUGAUGCUGUUCCCUUACAAUGCAAGGAAAGAAACUGUAGCUUGUCAUCAGAGGUGGACCAGAGACUCUUUUCUAAGCGCAGCAGAAGUGCAUUCAAUGAUUGGAAGUCCCUUGCUUUUCCGCUUAAGGUAUGGUUGGUUCGUCCAGGACGCAUCAGGUUCUUUUAUUUCUCAAGUUCCAACUUCAGCUUCUUAUCCUUCACUUGCGGAUAAUAUGAAUGUGGAUGAGGCGAAUGAGGUCAACAUGCUCCCUACUGAAUCAGGACCCUUAUCUAAGCAUUCAACUGCUGCUGGUAAUCAUUAUGCAGAAACUAGAGAUAAUUAUGAACCUGCUUCAGCUCCUAGUACUGCGCUUGACCAUUUGAGCAACGGUAAUGCACUGUCAGCAGGAGCAUGGGCUGAUAGUCUUACUAACAUAAGUAUAGGUGAUCUACUUUGUGAAGCGCCUGAUGACAUAGAUAGUGACUGUGUGGAUCCACCAGCCACUGAGGGUUCACAUUGCCUCCUUCGAGAUGUAUCAUUUGCCUCUGACUCUUUUGAUGCUGCAAUUGCUGCUCAUAUACUAAGACACCAGAACAAGCCGCCAAGUGGUCUAAUACCGGUGACUACUGGCUCUUCAUCUCUAUGGGAUGAUGAAGAUACACGUGAUGCCUUCUCCUUCCAUAAGAAUCGUCAUGCAAGCUCUUCCAAGUUGGCUAAUGUUAGUACUGGCAGAGAAAAUGGAGAGCCUUCUCAGUUAGUGGAGGCUACAUCCGGCGAUGAGGGGCCUUGCAACCUUCCUGAUCAGCAGGGAGAUCCAAUGGAAGAGGUUCCAACAGACCCUCACACGAUUGAUUCUCCAGGGAAGACCAUCUAUGGGCUUGCGGAUGUUUAUUGGCCGGACUCAUUAGGACCACUGGAUCUAGACAUUAGAUCUUCAAAGUAUACAGAAGAUGUGAACCUCAGUGAUAGCCUCGGGGGUUUGAGCCGUCUGAUAGCGACCAGCCUUGAUGCGUUUCAAAACUGUUCGCUUUUUGGGUUCGACAGCAAGAAGGAUAAGUCUAACAUGGUCUGA
This is a messenger RNA of Eruca vesicaria subsp. sativa (arugula), 2175 nucleotides long. Lineage: Eukaryota; Viridiplantae; Streptophyta; Magnoliopsida; Brassicales; Brassicaceae. The record is from the annotation of a GenBank genome assembly.